UUUUCACUUUUCAAAACUGUUGCCAAACGAGACACAUCAUAACCCAUUUGAUCAAAUCCUGACUAAUCAAUGUGCCAAAUUGAUUGCUUAGAUAUUAAUUGAUCAAGAAACCAACGUACAACUUGUCUGUGUCUGCUUUUCCUUUGUGAAUAGGCUAAGUUUCUGGAGUGUAAAUUUGUUAAAACUGGGUUUCUCACUAUCUCCAAGUGUCUGGGAAAUUGGCAGAAUGGGAAGAGUUGCAAAGACCUGCCUGCGCUCAUUGCUGAAACUUGUAAAUUCCUUUAUGGGUAUUGCAGGGAUUGCAAUGAUUCUGUAUAGCUUGUGGAUGCUCAGAGUUUGGCAGAGAGACAUGGACAGGCCAUCAGAUUUUGAUGUUGAUUCUAAAGGUCCAUGGUUUAUAUACAGUUUUCUUGGGAUUGGUGUUACCUUUUGUGUGGUAACUUUCCUAGGUCAUAUUUCUGCCGAUUGUGCACAUGGUUAUUGCCUUUCAUGCUAUAUGGUGAUCAUCAUUUCGUUUCUUCUAUUGGAGACUGCAAUGACAGCAGAUAUACUCCUAAAUUCUGACUGGGAAAAGGAUUUACCUGAGGAUCCGACUGGGAGGUUCCAUGAUUUUGAAGAUUUUGUCAAGUCAAACUUUGAUGUUUGCAAAUGGAUAGGCUUGUUGAUCACCUUGGCACAGGGGCUUUCAAUUUUAUUGGCUGUGGCUUUAAGAAAUGUUGGGCCAAACCAGGGAUCCUAUUACAAUUAUGAUAGUGAGGAGGAUUAUGCUCCUGAGAGGCUUCCGCUUAUAAAUAACAAAGCUCAAACACCACCAUAUGUUAAUGUCAUAUCUGACCCUCGCUUUGCCACCAAUACCAAUAAUAAUAACAAGAACUGGAAUGCAAACAAGUGAGGAGUGCAGUGUCAAAGUUCUUCUGAGUUUGAUGGUUUUGAUGUUUUAGGUUGAAGUGAUGACAACUAGAGCUUAUAUGUAUAUAUAGUGCAUGUGGCUGCAUAUAUGUAACAAUUACAAGUUGGGUCGUUGUUUUCAGCGUUAGAUUUUGUAUAUUUUGCUUCUGAUAAAAAUAUGGGAAGUUUAUAUUUGUAUUA
Molecule: messenger RNA, 1089 nt
Organism: Alnus glutinosa
Lineage: Eukaryota; Viridiplantae; Streptophyta; Magnoliopsida; Fagales; Betulaceae
Product: tetraspanin-19-like
Exons: 6
Coding region: 227-892 (221 amino acids)
Cellular component (GO): membrane
Source: RefSeq, a predicted model, not a curated record